This is a messenger RNA of Mesorhabditis belari, 897 nucleotides long. NCBI's taxonomy places the organism in Eukaryota, Metazoa, Nematoda, Chromadorea, Rhabditida, Rhabditidae. The record is from the annotation of a GenBank genome assembly.
AUGCGGUUAUUAUUUAUAGGAGUUUUCUUCAUUCAAUGUGCCUUCGCAGCGGCCGGGACAGUGGCCAUUGGCAAUCUCGCUGUCGCCUUUCAGGGAAAAGGCUAUCAAUCAACCCCGGAAAAGCCGUUGAAAGGCCCGAUGAACGAUUUGUGGUGUCAAGCGUCGGACAACGGAGAGCACAAAGAGAUCGCAAAUGCGCGUUUCGUUCGCGUCCACGAUCGGAAACACUUUGAGGCUCAUAUCGAUGAUGACUCAAAAAAAGCGAUUCUGAUCUUUGGCAAUGUUCCCGUUACAGAGGCGGCCAAGUAUCGCUGCGAGAUUACGACAUCCGACGGGGAUCACGUCUUCGGGAACAUGUUUGCUUAUUCUCAUCCGGUCAUUCACACGAAUACCUCAUGGGGAGUUUACAAGCCAGAUGACAAUCAAGAGAACGAGCUAGUCGCCAAGCAGGCUAUUUACACGGAUUUGGAUGCCUCUGCUCAAUUCGAUUGCCCGGUUGUCGGCUAUCCGCAUCCGAAUGUCGUCUGGUAUAAAGACGGAUUACCCAUUGAUGCGGGUUUAAAAUACGUGAUGCGUCAUCGCGGCAAGCAACUCACCGUUAAGAACAUUACGGAAGCGGAUAUUGGCGUUUAUCGGUGUCGGGCCUACAACACGUUUGCUUCGAUCGUUGAUGGAGCGGAGAGUGAUCAUGAAGUCACAUUGGACAUCUCACUACAGUUGAACAGCCGAUUCGGUUGGUUGUAUCCAUUGAUCUUGAUCAUCAUCAUUCUCCUACUGUUAUUCAUCAUCAUUUACUCGUGUAAAGCUUAUGGGAAAUGGAAAUCCGAUCAGUACAACGUCGCGAAACGAGAAAAACAAUACCGUGUGGAUGAGGAAAAGAAAAUGGUUGACGAAGCG